Toxoplasma gondii ME49 is the source of this 4158-nucleotide messenger RNA. RefSeq lists its product as hypothetical. The record is from RefSeq and is a predicted model, not a curated record. The transcript has a single exon. Lineage: Eukaryota; Apicomplexa; Conoidasida; Eucoccidiorida; Sarcocystidae. The coding region runs from base 241 to 4158 and encodes 1305 amino acids.
AUUUGGUGCUCCUGCGUUGCAAAAUAGCAUGCGUUUGUUCUUGUGCAGAUUGUGAACUCAGUCGAUCCCAAGAGUCAUCGGCGGUACAGCCUUUGUCGCGAAUGCCCACCGAUAGGAGGGAGUCUGCCGACUCCCAGAAGUGUUGGUUGACGUCCUAGUCGCUGCUUGAACAGUGUGUUACCUCGAAAAUACAACUCUUUGGCCUCUGGAGAGUUGAAGAGAUGCAUCGAGGAGGUGAAAAUGCCUCCCACUAUUUCGACAUCCAGAUCUGGGCUGCUUGUGGCUACGCUUUGCGCGUGCGCCCUAGUGCUCGACAGCUCUGGGCCGGUCCCCACAUGGCAGCGCGUCGCGUCUUUUAGUCACGCCAGCAAGGUAUCUGGCAGAGAAACGGGAUACGCUGGCGCUUCGGAGCUCAUGGUUCUGGCGAAUGAAGGGCAAGAUGGGGAUGGUGGCAGAGCUACACACGCCGACAGUGGCGCGCCCAUGUCCGCGAUAGCGCGCCAGGCAAUUGCCGGGGUGAAGGCGGGGGAGUCCGUAGAAAGCUUUGCAUCGGCAGGUGAAAGGGGAGAACAUAUGAACGCUGUUUUGCCGAGACACGGGGGCCCUGCUAGUCAAGGGAAACGCAAGCCGUUCGCCAUGUCAACGCAGCGCAAGCGGGCAAAGAUCCGGUAUCUUCUGGGUGCGGUCCUCGUUUCUGCCCUCGCGGUAGCAGGAAUCAUGGGCGCUUUGACGCUGAGAGGCAAAGUCUCCUCGCAGAAAGUGGCGGCCGACGAGGAAGCUAUGAAUUUGAUCGAGGCUGAAAUCGCUAGGCAGAAGGAGCGGGAAGCCAAACUGCGUCGCAGGCUUGCUGCGGUCGUGGCCUCAAUGCUGGUAGCAGCGAGCCUCUACGGCUUGAACUCGUUCCUCCACGGUUCUGACAAGGAGAUUUCUUCGAUGCCAUCCUCUAUCGACAAAAAACCAGAUUCCCCCUUUGCCGCACAGCUGGGCACCUCGCUCGAGUCAGAAAUUGGUAUACCCGAAGAAAAAGCAAUUCCUGAGGCGGCCGACAUAAGCAGUUUUAUUGAGAAUCUUUCCGCGACGGUGGCAGGCAAUUCUGUGCAAGCCCAGAGCAUCGGCUUUGUGUUGACAGUUGUUGUACUUGGUCUUGUCGCCUUCUCACUCAAGGCUGCUCGACGUUCCUCGCCAAGAGAGGAGCAGGCAUUCAGCCUGCCGGCACACCCGCCGCGCGAGGAAAAAGUCAAAAUACCUGCUGAAGCCGCCCCAGCAGCCCAAGCCCAGGCGGCUCAAAAGGCAGCUCCGCAAGUACCGACAAAGGGUGCUGAUGAGGCCGCGUCGGGAGACGAAGACAUGGAGCCAGAGGCAAAGCCGCAGGCUCCGGUGGAGGAUGUUGAUGAGGCGGCGUCGGGAGAGGAAGACCUGCUGGAGCCAGGGGCAGAGCCGCAGCGACUGGUGGCUGGUGCUGGUGAGGCCGCGUCGGGAGGGGAGGACCUGCUAGAGCCAGAGGCUGCGCCGCAGGGUCCGGUGGAGGAUGUUGUUGAGCCCCCGUCGGGAGUGGAAGACCUGCCGCAGCCAGAGGCAGCUCCGCAAGUACCGACAAAGGGUGCUGAUGAGGCCGCGUCGGGAGACGAAGACAUGGAGCCAGAGGCAAAGCCGCAGGCUCCGGUGGAGGAUGUUGUUGAGCCCCCGUUUGGAGUGGAAGACCUGCCGCAGCCAGAGGCAGAGCCGCAGGGACUGGUGGCUGGUGCUGGUGAGGCCGCGGCGGGAGGGGAGGACCUGCUAGAGCCAGAGGCUGAGCCGCAGGGACUGGUGGCUGGCGCUGGUGAGGCCGCGGCGGGAGGGGAGGACCUGCUAGAGCCAGAGGCAGAGGCGCAAGUACCGACCAAGGGUGUUGACCAGGCCGCGUCAGUAGGGGGGGACCUGCUAGAGCCAGAGGCAGAGCCGCAGGGUCCGGUGGAGGAUGUUGUUGAGCCCCCGUUUGGAGUGGAAGACCUGCCGCAGCCAGAGGCAGAGCCGCAGGGACUGGUGGCUGGUGCUGGUGAGGCCGCGGCGGGAGGGGAGGACCUGCUAGAGCCAGAGGCUGAGCCGCAGGGACUGGUGGCUGGCGCUGGUGAGGCCGCGGCGGGAGGGGAGGACCUGCUAGAGCCAGAGGCAGCGCCGCAGGGUCCGGUGGAGGAUGUUGUUGAGCCCCCGUCGGGAGAGGAAGAACUGCUGGAGCCAGAGGCAAAGCCGCAGGGUUCGGUGGAGGAUGUUGGUGAGGCAGCGUCGGGAGGGGAGGACCUGCUAGAGCCAGAGGCAGAGGCGCAAGUACCGACCAAGGGUGUUGACCAGGCCGCGUCGGGAGGGGAGGACAUCGUGGAGCCAGAGGCAGAGCCGCAGGGACUGGUGGCUGGUGCUGGUGAGGCCGCAUCGGGAGGGGAGGACCUGCUAGAGCCAGAGGCAGAGCCGCAGGGUCCGGUGGAGGAUGUUGUUGAGCCCCCGUCGGGAGUGGAAGACCUGCCGCAGCCAGAGGCAGAGGCGCAAGUACCGACCAAGGGUGUUGACCAGGCCGCGUCAGUAGGGGGGGACCUGCUAGAGCCAGAGGCAGAGCCGCAGGGUCCGGUGGAGGAUGUUGUUGAGCCCCCGUUUGGAGUGGAAGACCUGCCGCAGCCAGAGGCAGAGCCGCAGGGACUGGUGGCUGGUGCUGGUGAGGCCGCGGCGGGAGGGGAGGACCUGCUAGAGCCAGAGGCUGAGCCGCAGGGACUGGUGGCUGGCGCUGGUGAGGCCGCGGCGGGAGGGGAGGACCUGCUAGAGCCAGAGGCAGAGCCGCAGGGUCCGGUGGAGGAUGUUAAUGAGGCAGCGUCGGGAGAGGAAGACCUGCCGCAGCCAGAGGCAGAGGCGCAAGUACCGACCAAGGGUGUUGACCAGGCCGCGUCGGGAGGGGAGGACAUCGUGGAGCCAGAGGCAGAGCCGCAGGGACUGGUGGCUGGCGCUGGUGAGGCCGCGUCGGGAGGGGAGGACCUGCUAGAGCCAGAGGCAGAGCCGCAGGGUUCGGUGGAGGGUGUUGAUGAGGCGGCGUCGGUAGAGGGAGACCUGCUGGAGCCAGAGGCAGAGCCGCAGAGGCCGGUGCAGCCAGUUGUGUCGGUCGGGGACGUAUCCCCAAAGGAAACGGAAGCGCUAGAAGUUGUGUGGGAAGAUGACGAGGACGAUUUGUCUUCCUCUGAAAAGCUCCAGCGGAUCAAGGCGACCCUGUGGCAAUCGAUGUCAAUGUGCGGGACAAGAGUAGCCGCACUACGAGCUCGGACACAUAAUCUCCAACUCACGAUGAAAGCGAUAGCGGAUGCAAAUCUCGCAGUAAAAGAGACCGGCCAGACAAUGUUGCAGGGUAACCUAGAGGAAGAAUAUGAACUAGUCUCACGAGCUCUUUCAUUGGAAUACGCUUCUCUGUUGUCCUUCUCCUUCGUCCAGCGUCUUUCUCUGACAGGUUUUUACUUGGCAGACGUAGUGACUGGAUCAGAAAAGGACGGUCUUACCCCUGAACAGCGGUCUGAGAUUCAAGAGAGUUUGGUGAAUACCGACGCUGGUCUCCAGCAGGCUCGGAGUGAGGUGCUGGAACUAGAAGAAGCCGGGGGGGAACAGAGACCAAGAGGCGCACCGUUGGGACCACGAAGUGCACUAGUACGCACUGUCGAUAUUGUGAAGCGUGAGUUAGGUACUCUAUCGCAACUGCUCCCUGGGAUUAAGGAGCAAGAAACGACAAGUGAGCAACCCACGACACAGCUGAAUAUCGGUGAGCAGCUCAAGGUAAAAGCCGUGAAUCUCAAGAAUGAGAUCACAAAGACCAAGGAGGCCGCCGCCUUGAUGGCUGAUGAGACAGGGAUGCUCGAAUCGCUUGAGGCCGGUCUGUUGGAGGCCAUAGCUUUCUUUGCCAAAGAAACCAAAAUAGCUCAGCUCGCUCUACUAGGCUUCGGAACCAGCGGCAGUGGUGAAUCUGGCAUGCUAAGGGAUCUUCAGAAUGAAGUUAAAGUUCAGCGUGACAGGCUUGCCGCCUUUGAAAGUGAACGUGAAGUUCUCAGCAAUUUACUACAAACUGUCAGAGAAGAGAAAGCCAUGUUGGACGACAAGUGUAACGACCUGGAGAAGCAAUUGGAGGAAGUAGAACUGCAGAUCAGGGGAGAAUAG